AUGGCUCAACUCGACACUCUGCUCCAGCAGGGCCCAUUCAGCGGCGACCACAUUGCCGGUCUCGACGAGCUGAGGCGCAUAGUGCUACUCGAUGGCAUCCCGUCCAACAGCGAUGGCAUGUCCGAGCUGCGCAUCUAUGUCUGGCUGAUUCUUCUGAAUGUCGCACCGCUGCCAACAAACACCUACCUGGACCUGGUCGAGGCAGGCGCAUCUCCAGCAUAUGCCAAAAUCAGAAACGACACCUUUCGAACCAUGACAACAGAUCCGCUCUUUCGCCGGCGUGUCACUGAGAACAGUCUGACUCGUGUCCUCAAUGCCGUGGCGUGGAAGCUGCACGAAGCCGACGAAGCACGCAUCAACGGCUGGAUGUCGCCUCCAACCCUCGGCGUGCCCAAGAGUCUCGAUGGAUCAGACACCAUCUUCCGCUCACCAGCAUCUGUCAGUACUCGCCACACGCGAGGCUCAGUCGCAGGCACGGAGGAUUCCGACGCUGGCGAUAAUCCCACCAGCCACAUCGGCUACGUGCAAGGAAUGAAUGUCAUGGCUGCACCAUUCUUGUACGCUGCCCGAAGUGAGGCGCAAGCAUAUGCUGCCUUCGUGCGCUGCAUCGAGAACGAAUGCCCAGGCUACGUGCGAGGCAGCAUGGAAGGUGUGCACAAAGGUCUCGCCCUGGUUGACCAAAUCCUGACCAUUGUCGAUUCGAAGCUGGCAUCACAUCUCACCGCGAAGGGCAUGAAAGCAGAAAUCUAUGCUUUCCCCAGCGUUCUGACAUUGUGUGCCUGCACGCCGCCGCUGCCUGAAGUCCUCCAGUUGUGGGACUUCCUCUUUGCGUACGGACCACACAUCAAUUUGCUCUGCAUCGUAUCCCAGCUGGUAUUGAUGCGGGAUUCGCUCCUCACUAGUAACACGCCUAAGCCAGACUUCAAGCCGUUGAGAGCACGAAAAGUGAUUGAGUACACGGUGAACUUCGCACGAAAGAUUCCAGAUGAUCUAUACGAGCAGAUGCUCGUUCAUGCCAAAUGA
Molecule: messenger RNA, 1023 nt
Organism: Fulvia fulva
Lineage: Eukaryota; Fungi; Ascomycota; Dothideomycetes; Mycosphaerellales; Mycosphaerellaceae
Product: Mitotic check point protein BUB2
Exons: 3
Coding region: 1-1023 (340 amino acids)
Biological process (GO): activation of GTPase activity; negative regulation of septation initiation signaling
Cellular component (GO): mitotic spindle pole body
Molecular function (GO): GTPase activator activity
Source: RefSeq, a predicted model, not a curated record